Molecule: messenger RNA, 2297 nt
Organism: Varanus komodoensis (Komodo dragon)
Lineage: Eukaryota; Metazoa; Chordata; Lepidosauria; Squamata; Varanidae
Gene: FAM174C
Product: family with sequence similarity 174 member C
Exons: 3
Coding region: 447-848 (133 amino acids)
Cellular component (GO): extracellular region
Source: RefSeq, a predicted model, not a curated record
CACACGUCCGUUGCUUCCCUCCACGCCUUUUCACCUCAGAAAUACCCGCCCUUCCAUAGCACCUCUCAUAAGAGAAAGGAGUCAUAUUCAAGUAACUCGGGACUACGGAACUAGAAGUUUAGAGUAACUUCACCAGUCACGUGAGGCGCAGCCUUUUGCAGGGAGGCGCUACUUGCGCGGCAGACGCGCAGUCCCAGCGGAAGCAUACGCGAGGCCGAGGCGCGUACGUGCAGAAGACCCUCCCGCGGUCGCCGGACCCUCGCGCUGCAAUGCCUCCGCUGACCGCCACUGUCCUUCACGUGCUCUAACGGGCCCGGAACUUCCCGUGUCCGCUUGAGGGCGUCGACCGGAAGCCAGUCCGGUGCCGCACCGGGUCCCCCGUCGCUACUUCCGGCCGGGCCGACUUUCCCUCGCAAUCGGCUUUUCGUUCCAAAGAGAGGAAGCGGAUGGCGGCGUUGUGCAACGUGGUGGCAUGUCUGGCGCUCUGGGCCAUGGCCACGGCGCCGCCGCCGCCGCCGCUGUCCACCGCGACCACGGCGUCGUCGGCAGGCCGCAAAGGCCAGGACAAGGCGCAGGAGCACCCCGCCGCCGCCGGCGGGCCUAGCCCCACCACGGCGUUCGCGGCGCCCUCCGGGCUGGGGCUGCCGGCGCUCCACCGCGCGCUCUACGUCAUCGCCGGCGUGGCGGGCCUCGGCCUCGUGUACUACCUCGGCAGACAUGCUCUGAGGACUAGAAAACCUCCGCGGAAAAAGUAUGGCCUUCUCUCCAACUCUGAUGAUCAUAUGGAAAUGGGCUCUCUGGAGAGUGAUGAAGAUACGGUCUUCGAAACGAGGAAUCUGAGACGGUGAUAAUGGGACCAAUAUCACGGCUGGAGAAGGAGCAGAGCCACCAUCAGAAGCUCCCUUUCUCAACUCGGUGUUCUUUCUGCAAAGACCAAAAACCCUAUUCUAUAGAUUUCUUUCCCCUGAAGCUUCUUGCAUUGCUGUUUGGCAGCGCAAACCUUUCUCUUGAGGCUGUGGGAGAGGAGAGCUGGCAUCCCCUCUCGCCUCUCAACUGACAGGAUGAAUGUAAUUGGUCGCACAUCGAAUCACAAAGAAAAUGAGGGAAUCUGGGGGGUCAGAUGGGUUGGGCUGCCUUCAUACAAUCCGAACCACUGUGGAACAAGAGGCCAAGGUAUGGAGCCUGCAGCUGUGAGGUCCAGCAGUGGCCAUUUCUGAGCUGGUGCCAUCUGCUGUUUCUUUGAAUGGGAUUUUUAUUUUUAAGGAGGUGGGAUGAUAGAUGAAGUCCUCCUGGCUGGCCUCUUCUGGAACUUGACAUGGACUUGCUUUUUCCGAGCUGUGGUAGCAGCGCCUUUAAGCUGCUGCAAGUCUGUUGUAAAUGUUCUUGAAAUGGGCCGCAUGCUGGGCAACACUGAAGGAAAAAUCCACCCAGGGAGCAGGUUGCUUGGGUAUCUGGCAAUUUCUGAAAGUUUUCCCCCCGCCUUUAUUGGUUGAUCUCAUCUCAGGUUCGGCCUCAGUCUGCUGAAAUUAGUAGUAGUAGGCUUAAUCCUCUGGGAUAUUGAGCAGCUUGUCUCCCCAAGGGUGGGACACAAUGCCACGAAGAAUUGCUGAGCAAUUGGAGAAACAUGUUUACAUAGAAAGGGUGAUACUGAAUUUUAUGGGUGGUUGUAGUGAAAAAAAGGAAUUCUGCUAGAACUCUGCCUGCAUCAUAGCACAUUGUAAUACCACAUCACGGUUUAAGGGGUGUUGCAGACAGGUUGGUAUUAAGGUACUUUUAAUUAAAGGCUUGGCACUUUGCCUUUCAUCCUGGAUCAACUGAAGAAGUUGAUCUAGAUUAACAGUGUUUCCCUCUUAAUAUCUGCAGCUCCUGCCUGUUUUGUGCCAUGGCGUGCUGCAAACAGCUGGUUUUAAAACCGUUUUUGAAUUUUCUGGAUGGGAUAAACUUGGAUGAAACUUUAUCCGCUACCAGAUCUUUGACCAAUGAAGCAACAGUUGUGUCUGUGUUAAAUUCUCUCCCUGCCUGCCUGCCUGCCUGCCCUUGGGACUCAAGAAGGAAGCAGGAUUUGAGUAACAGAAUGGUGUGGUUGACAUGCAUACUGGGGUGGUUGUGUGGGAUGGGUCACUUUUAAAUAAUUCCAGGAAGGUAUUCUGCAGAUUACAAAUACAAGGCAACACAUUUUAAUCCUGGUAAGUUGAGAGAACAGUUGUUUUCUGAAACUGAUGUGAUGUGAAGCCCUUUUUUAAUUUGGAGAAAAAAUAUCUCACAAAUGUUUAACAAUAAUAAACAUUCCAGCAUUC